AAAAGCAACCUUUUCCUACCACAGCAACAAGUUGAUACACGUUUCUGGGAAGACGGAGUUGCGCGGAGAAUCUCGAAUCUCUGGUCAUUCGUCGAGUGUUUGUCUAGAGUGGUGGUCGCCCUCCUGUGAGUCCGGUGUUUGCGCCAGUGAAUUCUUCCAGAAAAGUGCCAAAGAAGAGCGAGCGUCGUGUUCUCAGUGCAUAUUGUCAAUGAAUAACCAGGACCAAGCCAUGUCCACGCAGGAUUCAUUUUCCGAUUUAGCUGUUCUGUUACCUAACCAUGGUUCCUUUGACUUGGUCAGUCAUAUUACUUCGCCCGAGGACACUAACUUCGCGUCUGACAUUCUGGAAACGAUGCUGCAGAUGAAGCAGGAGGUCGUCGAGACGCCGCAGAUAAUUUCCAAAGAGUAUUACAAGGGGGAUUACGAUUUCGAGUUGGAGAUUCCACCGAACCACGGCACCAAAGCUCAAUGGGCGUUUUCGUCGCCGCUCAACAAACUUUUCAUAUUGAUGCAUCAACGAUUCCCAGUAUAUUUCAAGUGCAACAGAUCUCAGGAGCGACUUUACGUGCGCGCUACGCCGAUCUACAGCAACGAUCAGUUCUCGCAGGAUAUAGUUCAUAGGUGUCUCGGACACUCUCAGGAGAGCGAAGCUUCCAAUCGGGAUGUUGCACCUGAUGUCAUCCAACACAUCAUUCGCGUGCAUUCGCCGGGCGCUGAGUACGUGGGAUCGAAAUCGGCCAAAAAGACUUUGAGCGUGGUGUUUCCGUUGGGGGAGCUGCAAGCAGGCGACAACUGUCAUCGCCACAACUUCGAGUUCUUCUGCAAGAACUCCUGUCCCACCGGCAUGGACAGGAAGAGCAUCGACGUGAUAUUCACGCUCGAAAACGAAUUUGGCGUUAUCCGGGGACGGCAGACGAUAGGAGCGAGGAUCUGCUCUUGCCCGAAACGCGACAAGGACAAGGAGGAGACCGAUUUUUACGGUAAAAGAGCCCCGAAACAAUUGACGUCCGUCCCCAACGGCAAGAAACGCAAACAGGCGACCGCCACCGAAGACUCGGACAAGAUCUACAACCUGCAGCUCCGCAUAGCCGGAAAGGAUAACUACGAGGAAUGCUUGAGACUCGUGCACGAUCACAUGCUCGGAAGCAUCGAUCGUCAAGGUCACACGCAGAACAAGGCCAGAUGUCUUCAGGAGAUCAAGAAGAAGAUUGCCAGUCGUUCCGAAUGACCGAAAACUUCUUCCAUCUCCUAAAAAUAUAUUGUUUUCCUCUUUUAUUUUUUUUACUUAUGUGGACCAAGCCAUCUGUGUACGGUGCAAUUUUCUUUAUAUGUAUUUGUUUUUUU
Nicrophorus vespilloides is the source of this 1344-nucleotide messenger RNA. RefSeq names its product cellular tumor antigen p53. Gene Ontology annotation, molecular function: RNA polymerase II cis-regulatory region sequence-specific DNA binding; DNA-binding transcription factor activity, RNA polymerase II-specific. NCBI's taxonomy places the organism in Eukaryota, Metazoa, Arthropoda, Insecta, Coleoptera, Silphidae. The transcript has 7 exons. Gene Ontology annotation, biological process: apoptotic process; regulation of transcription by RNA polymerase II. Gene Ontology annotation, cellular component: nucleus. The record is from RefSeq and is a predicted model, not a curated record. The coding region runs from base 209 to 1228 and encodes 339 amino acids.